AUGGAUAAUAUUGAAGAAGUUAAUAUGACACCUACUAAUACGGCUGGUGAAAGUGAUGUGAUUCAGGAUGGAUCAAAUUUUGAUCAAGAUAAUAAAGAAGGUGAAGCAAUAAAGAUGAAACAAAUAAAUAAAAAAGAUGAUUCAUCUGUUAGUAAUGAUUCAUCUGUUAGUAAUGAUUCAUUUACCGAACAAUAUUUACAAACUGAUCCAAAAACCGGUUUGACGACAGAAGAGGCUGAAAAACGUUUGAAACAAUUUGGAAAAAAUGAAAUUACAGAAACAAAGCCUAAUAUGAUCUUAAAAUUCAUUUCAUACUUUCGAGGUCCGAUCGCCUACUUGAUUGAACUAGCUUGUAUAGUGGCAGGGAUAGUUAAGGAUUGGGUAGAUUUCGGCAUAAUUCUCGCACUUUUGAUUGUUAACGCAUGUAUAGGAUUCAUAGAAGAAGCACGUGCAGAAUCUGCGUUAGAAGCGCUAAAGCAGACUUUAGCGUUAAAAACGAAGGUUUGGCGUGAUAGAAAAUUGGUCGACUUGGAUUCUACGGAAUUGGUUCCAGGUGACAUUAUCGCUUUGCGGAUUGGAAAUAUCAUACCGGCUGAUGCAAAAUUAUUGGGAAUUAGUGUUACUGGUUCAGAAUCUUCAGAAUACUUGAUGGUGGAUCAAUCGGCAUUGACUGAUACAUAUAUUGGACGUGCCGCUACGCUUAUGAACAUGGCCGUGGAUCAAGGCCAUUUUCAAAAAAUUGUCAAUAAAAUUGGCAAUUUCUUGAUUUUGAUCACAGUCACUCUUGUAAUCAUCAUUUUUAUAUAUCAGGCGGUCAAAUUUCGAAAUACAAAGUCUGGUAAUAUAUUAGAAAUUUUGCAACACAUUCUGGUGUUGACGGUUGCAGCUAUUCCGGUCGGUUUACCAACCGUUCUUUCCGUAACUAUGGCCGUAGGAGCAAAGCAACUAGCAGCCAAGAAAGUAAUUAUUAGACGUUUAGCAGCCAUUGAAGAAUUGGCUUCUGUCUCGAUUCUUUGUUCCGAUAAAACUGGUACACUCACCCUUAACGAACUAUCCACUGAUGAGUCAUGGCUGACUCCUUCCUAUACGGAAUCCGACCUUUUUUUGUAUGCAUAUAUAUGCUCUGAACCAGGCACAGAUGAUGCUAUAGAAUUAGCUGUUAGAGAUGCGGCUGAAAAAAAACUUGAUAUUUUAAAAAAUCGUGAAAAUGAACAUGAAAUUCCUGGUUUCAAGGUUAAAUCAUUUGUUCCUUUUAAUCCUUCAAAAAAAUUAUCUCAAGUUACGGCAAUAGACCUUGAAACGCAAAAAGAAAUUCAAAUAGCCAAAGGUGCACCACAAGUUAUAAUACAACUUGCAGGUGGAAAUCAUGAAGCCGACCUUGCAGUAGCCAAUUUAGCAUCACGUGGAUUACGCGCUCUUGGCGUUGCAAAGACUAAACCUUCUGAUACCGCAGAUUCACGACAAUUACAAUGGGAAUUGGUUGGGUUUUUAAGUUUACUCGAUCCACCUCGACCAGAUUCAAAAGAAACUUUAAAAAAAUGUAAGGAAUUAGGUAUUAAUGUUAAAAUGGUAACAGGUGAUCAAUUAAUUAUUGCUAAAGAGGUUGCUCGCCGACUUGGAAUGGGUAGAGCUAUACUAGACACAAAUCAUUUGGUUGAUCCCGCGAAAUCUGAUGAUGAGAUUACUGAGCACUGUGUAAAAGCUGAUGAUGGUGUAAAUGAUGCACCAGCCCUAAAGCGCGCGGACGUUGGAAUAGCGGUACAGGGGUGUACGGAUGCAGCGAGAUCUGCUUCCGAUAUUGUAUUAUUAGCACCUGGCCUUUCAACAAUAAUUGACGGAAUGAUGACUUCUCGAGCCAUAUUUCAGCCUAAACUUCUUCCAUCAUCAGCAAGGCGUGAAAAGUUAGCUGCACGUCGUGAACGAUCUUUGUUAAUGAAAAGAAUCGCUAGAAAUGUUAAAAAAAUGAGAAAAGUAUUAUUAAUGAUUAAAGUUAUUAGUGCAUUUAGACAAACAGUUAGUGAGCGACAAGCAAUUAGUGAGCGGGAAGGAUAA
Molecule: messenger RNA, 2052 nt
Organism: Racocetra fulgida
Lineage: Eukaryota; Fungi; Glomeromycota; Glomeromycetes; Diversisporales; Gigasporaceae
Source: the annotation of a GenBank genome assembly